Molecule: messenger RNA, 1599 nt
Organism: Aspergillus nidulans FGSC A4
Lineage: Eukaryota; Fungi; Ascomycota; Eurotiomycetes; Eurotiales; Aspergillaceae
Exons: 1
Coding region: 1-1599 (532 amino acids)
Source: RefSeq, a predicted model, not a curated record
AUGAACUCCAUUUAUAAGGGCCCGCGCCCUAUUCCCGCUUCCGCAGAUUCGCGCUCGAAACUAGACGCCUUCCGAUACAAAAACAAUAACCAAAAUGGCACUGCGAUGUCGCCAAAGAAGACAACCCCGCAUAAAGGACAUACAAAUAAAGAAAAUCAAACGUCAUGGCUGAAUGGCGUGGUGGAGCAAGACAAAUCAGAGUCAGAUAACCGGCAGAAUCUGCAGGAAGGGCCAGAGCCCAAGGCUGUCAAAGAUUGCCCACAGACUCCCGGCAAUAGGCUGCCUCUGGCAGACCUCAUUGGCAACGCAGAAGACGCUUUCAGCCGGGCCCCUAUGGCGCAAGAGUUUACGCCAGAAGAUUAUGUUAUCUGGCAGCAUGCUCCGCCCAGUUCAAACCCGAGCACCCAGACGCCCGCAACCCAAAGCAAGAAGCGCCGCCACAGCUCGUCUCCGAGUAGCUCUCCCCUAGCCGGUUCGAAAGGGGCGCGGAAAGGAUCUUUUGACCUGCAGUCCAUUCAGGCCUUGCUUAAGACCCCCCAAAAUGACUUAGCAACCGAUCUAUGGAAUAACUAUGUCGCCAAGACUGCCGUGAAUGUAACAGACCUCCAGCAACCACGCUUUGCGGGUCUUCUGUCAUCCUCCCCGCGCACACCCACGUCGGCCAGGGCAGGCCAGGAUUCUUCGGGAUUAAGGCGAUCCAUUAGCUGCAAUGCUGAAUGGCCUAGCACUAAGGCGAAGAGGAGGAGGGUGGAAGGGGAGAGCCCCCGCAAAGGCCGUGCUAUAUUCUCACGAACUAGAAGCAACAUUAUGGUUCCGAAAGAUCUAAAAACGUCCAACUUCAGCUCUCUCGUUCAAGAAAUGGAGAGAAGUCUCAAAAAGGCUAUCCCAAAAUACUCAGACACCUCCAAGACCGCACCUGCUAUAGCACACACUGAGACGCGACGGAGUCGAUCAGCAUCCCCGUUGGAAACUAGACUUGCCAAAGGUCCAGUCAGGGAAGCAAUCUUGGAUAACGAGGUGAAUUGUGCUCUUCCCUCUGCAAACCAGAAACCCCCGCAAGAUUCGUCAUCCGAAUUCGGCGAUGACGACCUUGAUGAGUUUCUUGGAUUAGCGAAUGUCUCAGAUCCUUUCGUGGAUCAUAAUCAAGUAGGCAGCAAAUUAGAGCCACAUAACACAAACUUCGAUCAUUCUCUGCCGUCGAUGGGAAAGGACGAACAAUCAUUCGACAAUAAGAAUAACGAUUCGCAUGCACAGUCACAUAAAGACUUGAAACCUGCUUCUAAUAAUGACACCGAUAACCCUGACAAUGACGAAUUCGACGACUAUUUCGAGGGGCUUUCAGACAAUCUGGAAGAACUUCUUGCUGGCUGUGAUCAGACACCACACACCAAGCUCACCAGCGCCGUUCAGCAACAUCUUCCAACGUCAGACCACCGGCCAGAGAAGCCGCCGACACUUGGGACUGAGUUGCGAUACGAAAUAAAUGAACAGCUUAUAACUUCCAGUGAUGAAUUUGACGAUGAUGACUUUGACAUUGAUUGCUUGGACCAGCCCAUUCUACAAGGUGAAGAUAGUCCAGAUGAUGUUCGUCAUUCUUAG